Molecule: messenger RNA, 3014 nt
Organism: Athalia rosae (coleseed sawfly)
Lineage: Eukaryota; Metazoa; Arthropoda; Insecta; Hymenoptera; Athaliidae
Product: putative helicase MOV-10
Exons: 11
Coding region: 160-2433 (757 amino acids)
Molecular function (GO): 5'-3' RNA helicase activity; RNA binding
Source: RefSeq, a predicted model, not a curated record
UCGGCGCGGUCCCACCGUUUACACUCAACGGUCCCACUCACUGAAAUCUCUAUUUCAGUGGUCCCACUACAUCAGAGGCUAUCGCCAUAGCAAAAAUAAAAUUUCGGAAAGAGUAUUGUUGGAGAUUUAUUUCUUCUCGAAUUUACUUUUUAGUUUCAUAUGUUUUUUGUAUUGGCUCGUCCGUCCACGGUUGUAGUUGAAGGUAAUCACUGGAUUCAGACAAUACUAAGCAUCUUCAUGAGGCGAUCAUCAUCAAAAUCUUGUUGCAUACCAACAAUAGCUCAAAUGGCUCCAGACUUAGCACUACCAGCUUAUCGAAUCCCAAAAAAUAUGCGUAAGAUUUUCGAGAACCGUAUGAAAAGUUUUCCUGGUAUAUCCUCUGCACAGGAAGCUCUAUUGGCAGACAUAAAUAACAUUAUGAGCAAAGAAGAGAUCACAGCUGAUACUUAUAUACAACAGCUAAAACUGAUGUUGCACAUAGAAGAAUAUGAAAGGGAAAAAGAAAUGCGCAAGUUUGAUCUACACAAUCAAAAAAUUGUUAAGAAGAACAACGAGUUUCUUGUUCAUGUACCAGGCCUUACUGAGGAAAGACCAUCACUGCAACUACAUGAUGAAGUACAACUUCGUCAAACUAAUGGACGUAACUUGUGCUAUGCUUAUAUUUCGUUCAUUGGGCAAAACUUUGUUAAAGUGGUACCGACCACCAAAUUUUUGCAGAGGUUCACAGAAGACGAUUUGUACAAUAUCAAGUUCUUGAUGCCGAGAAGGACUAUACAAUGUUGUCAUUAUGCCCUUGAUGUAGUAAAAACAAAUCAACUGGUACCUGCUAUGUUUCCGGAAAUGAGAUCCAUUUACAAUAAAUCAUGCAGAGAACUUUUUUGGUUUAAUGAGAAAAUUGCUGAAAACCAAGAGCAAAAACAAGCAAUCCAUAACAUUAUAGCAAGAACUGCUAGGCCAGCUCCUUAUAUCUUAUUUGGUCCACCUGGCACUGGAAAAACCGAAACCCUUGUUGAGGCUGUUACUCAGAUAUGGAAAACUAAUUCUUUCAAUCACAUAUUGAUUUGCACCCCAUCGAAUGCAGCUGCUGAUGAAAUUCUGAAGAGAUUAUUGACCAUUGUUCCUGAACGAGACGUCCAUCGAAUGUAUGGGUCAUCACGAAGUUGGGAUGAGGUAAAUGAACAAAUUCAGCCAUGUGCUAACUUUGUCGAGAGAGAAAUAAUUUUUUUGCCAAAGGAACUGAUUAUGUUGAAACGUAUCGUAGUGGUUACUGCCAUGUCUUGUGCAAGGUUGUGGGCAUUAAAGUUGAGAGAAAAUCACUUCUCUUAUGUGUUCAUAGAUGAAGCUGGUCAGGCAACAGAACCAGAAUCUUUGAUUCCAUUAACUCUCGUGAGCAGUGCGGAUUCUUUCUACCAGGGACGUUUCCAAGGUCAAGUAGUCAUCGCUGGUGAUCCCAUGCAAUUGGGUCCAAGCAUUGCUCCUAAGAGCAUGACUUUGCUGGGAAAAUCCCUACUGGAACGCCUUAUGAAGCAAUGUUUACCCUAUAAGAAAGAUAACACUGGCAAAUACAAUCCAAAUUACAUAACCAAGCUCAGAAGAAACUUCAGGAGCCAUAAAUCUAUACUCCAUGUCCCAAAUAAACUCUUUUAUGAUAACGAACUUGUUCAGUGUGGUAAAGACGCAGUCAUCAAUAGAGCACUGGGCUAUGCUCAUUUGCCAAAUAACUCUUUUCCUUUGAUAUUUCAUGGUGUACAGGGACAAGAAAUCAGGGAAAAAAACUCACCUAGCGUAUGUAAUAUGGAAGAAGUUGGUAUAACAAUGAAUUAUCUCCAAAAAUUAAUUGGAGCCAAACUUGGAGGCAGAGAAUUGGAACUGAAGGAUAUUGGAAUUGUUACACCUUACAAACUUCAGAGAACAAAACUUCGCCAGAAGUUAGAAGAAAAAAACUGGGACGAUAUAUCUGUUGGAACUGUAGAAACUUUCCAGGGUCAAGAAAGGGACGUUAUUAUUAUAUCUACCGUGAGAUCACUUAUGUGUAACACCGGUACAAAAGCGCCGCUCGGGUUCUUAUCAAAUCCAAAGAGAUUUAAUGUGGCUGUGACAAGGGCAAAAUCUCUGCUGAUCACAAUAGGUCAUCCAACUAUUCUAAAGUUCGACCCAUGCUGGAAUGAACUGAUGUCUUAUUGCAUGGAUAAUGGAGCAUAUAUUGGAGAUCAUAGUCCAUCAAGUCACAAGCUUACCACAGGUGAAAAGAAGAAACUUAUUGCAAAGAAGUAUGUUCCGCCAAAAAAAAGAGCUGCUCAAGACUUUCAGUUCCCUGACUUGGAAACUCCUGAAAUAGACGGUUCUCGAAACUGCGUAUUUCCAAAAAACUCUUCACCACGAAGAGAGAGACGAAUGCCAAAGAUGAUCGAAGAUUAUAUUGGGGAAUUUUAAUUAGGUGAGCUUUGAUGUAAGUGGCGACACAAUUAGCAAUACAAAUUAAAAUCAUGUUCAAUAUGAUUCAGAAAAAAUCGAUAAAAAAUAAAUCAUUUCUCUUGCAUACUUUUGCAGGCGCAGGUGUAAUAAGUGUAUCAAAUAGUAGUCUAGCAACUGGUUCAAUGUAGUUAGGCCAAUCACGUGGGCGUUGGUAUAGAUACAGUUCUGGAACAAGAGAUAUCGUGUUUUAUGUGUAUUGGAACUGACUAAAAGUCGGUAGUGUUUCUGUUUAACUCUUUAAUUCAUUAUGGGGACGAAAAGAUAUCUGCUACCAGGGUGAUUUCGAUAGCUCGAUUGAAUCCAUGGAUUUGAACAAAGAUCAUGGUGGGUAGGCGUGAAUAUUAAGGUUUCAUUGAUCACUUCAAUCAUUUUUAUAAUAGUCAAGCCAAAGACGCUUAAGAUUUAGUGUUAUUGAGUGAUUUGUGUACACCGCAGUAUUAUUUUUAUGUUUCAUCAAAUAGCUGUAGUAAUUUGAUUUAUUCAUUUUUUUAAAUUAUGUUCUUAUGUAUUUUCUUGAUUGACUAAAGACGAUCCUUAAA